CUGUACAUAAGUCUGCAUUUAUUAUGUUUGUUAUGACAUUUCCUAAUUGGGAAAUAAUGUUGUUAAAUUGCAAAAAAUUGAAGUUAAUGGUAGCUUUUGUUGUGAUUUCGACCUAAAAUGUAGUAAUGAGUUAUUCAGUAUGUGAGUGAAGAUAGUGUUUGAUAAAUUAAAUGCAUAAAUGAAUUUGUUUUACUCUCAAAUUAAGGGAUUGAUUUUCAUUGUGUUGAUGCUCGUAGAUUCUUGAAAAUUUUAUUAAUCGUCUUGCUUCUUGCUUCUUAAGUUUUAAGCAUCAUCAUAUAUCAUUACAGUUGGUCAAUAUGUCUACAUUUAUGGAUAAAGAAAAUCCUCAAACUCCAACUAGGUUGCAUACCAGAAAAUCAUACUCAAUCUUGACUCCUGUGUCUAAUGUAUCUUCGUAUUCACCUAAUUUAAAAUCACUUAAUGCCUCCAAACUUGAGAAAGAAAGAAUCAUAAGUGAAUCAACUGGAUUAGUUAAAUUCUCAUUAGCAUCGAAUUCAGCAUCUGCAAAUGGAUCUCCAAAUAGGUCAAAUACUUCAAGUACACUUUCAAGUCCAAAGAAAUUAGGUUUACCAGUUUAUAUCCCUAUACAAGAAAAACCUGAACAACCACAAGUUGAAUUAAAACCAACUACUGCAUUGAAUAAUUCCCAAACUGAUUAUCAUCAAAUUGAGCAAGAGUUGCUAGAUCAGUAUACCCAAAAGCAAAAGGAAUUGUUAAAGUUUGAAAAACAAAUUGAAUUGGUUAAAUUUGAAUUAUUAGAGAUUUCAACUAAAUUAGAAAAUUGUAAAAGAGAAGAACGAAUCCAAAACUUAAAAGAUAGAAAUAAUCAUGAAACUGAUUUCUAUAAACAGAUCCAUUCUCAAACUACUGCUCAACUUAGUCAAAUUAAAAUCAUUAAAUCACCGCCUUCACUGCCAUUGAAAUUUAGCCAAAAUUCAAAUUUUCCUUCCAUUGAUGUCUUAAAGAAAAAAGCAUCUUUCAUAGUUGAAAAGAAUUUCAAGAAUGAAUUGGAAUCCGUCUCUAAAAUGUUCAAUACUAAUACAACUGCAUCGACUUCUCCAAAUGAAUUGUCUACAAAAACAUCAAAAUUCUUUAAUGAAGUUUUAGAAAACUUUUCUCCAAAGAAGACAAAUGAAAAUCUUAAUAAGAUUAAUAAUACAUUCAAUAAUACCAUCAAUAAUAUCCAAAAAAACAUCUUAUCGAAAAAUUUCCCCAUAAAGUCAAUGACCCCAACUUCACUCUACAAUGAAGAAGAUUUAAUCAACAGUUCAUUUACUUUUGAAAAUCUUUCCAUGGAUCAUCAUACAAAUGAUCACUUAAAUGUCAUUUACGAAACCAGUGAUGUCACUGAAGAUGAUGAUGAUACCGGUAUAAGUCGAAGUGAAAUUGUUGAUAUUGACGAUUAUAAUAGUUCAUUCGAAGAUGACGAAUAGUUUUCUAUAGCAUAAAAAAAUAUCUAUAUCAUUAUA
Scheffersomyces coipomensis is the source of this 1490-nucleotide messenger RNA. RefSeq lists its product as uncharacterized. Lineage: Eukaryota; Fungi; Ascomycota; Pichiomycetes; Serinales; Debaryomycetaceae. The record is from RefSeq and is a predicted model, not a curated record. The transcript has a single exon. Bases 318 to 1454 code for a protein of 378 amino acids.